ACCCGCCCAGCAGCCCUCUGCAACGUCGCUCUGCUCACUCUCCUGCGCCCACGACGCCCUGCAGCACCACGGCGAGCCCCGCAGGCCUGCGAUUCUUCCGUUCGCUACGCUGCGACGUCACAGAGUGGCCCCGUUCCUCUGCCGCCUGCAAGACCACUCUGCGGGCCCACUCUGGAUUGCUUCGACUCCGCAACACACAGCGAUCAUUCACAGCCCGCGAUAUCCUGCGCCUGAAGAGCUGCGACGCUCUGCAGCCUGUCUGCCAUGCCUGCUGCGACGCAGCAUCACCCCCACACGCCGCGCGUGCGCAACGGCGAGCCUCAGCCCGCUCCAAUCUCCGCGAACGAGCCCGUGUCCGCGAGGCGUGACUUGACCUCGUGGUGGAGGACCUUUAGCAAACGCGCAGUCAAGAAAGAGGAAGAACAGAAAGCAGAAGCUGCACAACAGGGCAUAUUCGGUGUACCCCUCAUCCAAAGUAUACCCUAUGCUAAUGUAGCAAUAUCACUGUUCAACGAACACGGCGAGAGCUACAUAUAUGGCUACGUACCCAUUGUAGUCGCCAAGUGCGGCGUUUUCCUCAAAGAGAAAGCAACUGACGUGGAGGGUAUUUUCCGGUUAGCAGGCUCAGAAAAGAGAAUCAAGGAGCUCAAGACUGCGUUCGACACCCCACCACGAUACGGCAAGGGCCUGGACUGGACAGGCUACACAGUUCACGAUGCAGCCAACAUUCUACGCAGAUACUUCAACCAUCUGCCAGAACCCAUCAUUCCUCUGGGCAACUACGACAGCUUUCGACAGCCACUACGAAAUCACCAAGCAGAGGCUGUUGGCCCUAUUGAAGGUCAGGCACCCUCAAUUGGAGGCUUCGACGCAGACGCAGCUGUACGCAACUAUCAGCAUGUUAUCAAGAGCUUGCCAUCCCUAAACCGCCAAUUGCUACUAUACAUCCUGGAUUUGCUCGCAGUAUUCGCUGCGAAGGCCGAUGUCAAUAAGAUGACAACAUCCAAUCUGUCAGCGAUCUUCCAGCCGGGUAUACUAUCUCACCCACAGCAUGAUAUGUCCCCACAAGACUACAGGCUAAACCAGGAUGUACUCAUUUUUCUCAUCGAUAACCAAGACCACUUCUUGAUUGGUAUGGAAGGCACAGCUGUUGAUGAAGGUACCGUUAAGCAGAUCGAGAGCGGGCCCAACACACCACAAGUACGGACACCGACAACUCCUGGGCGAAACAACUCAGGCAUCAACCGCUCAGCUUCUACAUCAUCGAGCGCGGGUGCCGACAGUUUACGUAGAUAUGGUGGUGUUCGCCGCAACGUUUCGACCUCGUCCAAGCGUUCACGUCAUUCUGGAGCUAUUCCAAGCCCUGUUACUCCAGGCUUUGUGACCCCACCCACAUCUGGUGUACAUAGAAGCAACACUUUGCCGUCGAAGCGAUCUCCGGCUCUCAAUAGCUCUCGUUUCGCAAACAGACCUUCGGGACCAUCGACACCUACAGCAGAAGAUGGCAAGGCGUUACUGUCGCCCAACACAAUCGAGUCUGCAGCGGCAAAUAUCCCUCAGCCUGAGAAGAGUGCAAGCGAAGCAGAUGUCUCGAAAGCGCCACAACCUAUUCCGAGCCAGACGCUGCGAGUCAACGUACCACAAGAGCCUGCUCAGCCGGCGCCUGUGCCCGAAGAUGCUGUCCCGAAACGCGCAAUGACUCUUCCUCCUGGCAAGAUUGAGCUUCCCAAGCCUGCUUUCGCGCAAGUAACCCAGCACCCUAGGGCCAUGGCAGAUACUCCAGCACUGGAGUCCAUUCCUGGAGCAUUCCCGCCAUCAACGCCAGGCGUCGUUCCGCCAAGUGAGGUCAACACUCCGAUCGCUUCCGUUCCUGCCUCUAUCCCUGCCUCCGUUCAAGCAGCGCACGUAUUACACCCUCCACCUGCCCAAGGUUCGGGCCGCCGUAGCCCGCAUAUGACCCCAACUCGCGAACGGUCAGAGUUCCUCGAAGCACCAGUUGACUCCGGUCCAUCGGUCGAGCCAACUCCAGCUGUCCGCACGUUUACUCAGAUACUUGCGAAGGUAUCUCAGUCGCCUUCCGAUAUAAAGGAUGGAAAAGACAAGGACGGUCGUAAGCCGAACAAGUUACAGAAGAAGCGGCUUCCGUCAGGUCAGAUUCCCAGCGCUCACAGUUCGACCACGUCCUUGACUGGUCAACUCGCAAGCCUGGAUGCCAUUAGCGUUGCUCCUGCGCCUGCAUCGCCUCUGUUCCCACCACAAGCUCCUUUUGCAUCACAAUCGCACACUAGCGGUUCGAAAGACGUGCUGCCUUAUGCUAGUAACGACACAUUCUCUUCACGAAAUUCUGGGAACACCUUGAAGCCUAGCAUGUCUCCAUCAGCUUCCUUCAGAUCUCAUUCGACGGCGACCGAGUACUCGGAAGCCGAGUUGAACGAAGAGCCUCCUCUUGUAAAAGAGGAGAAGGAGAAGCGCAGUUUCUGGAAAGGACACAAGCGUGGCGAAAGUAAGGCCACACCUACGGCAAGCCAGACCGACCUGCAUGGUUCAGUACCCGGCGGCGACAAGAGCAUGAGCUCCUUUGGUAGCAGUUCAGGCUGGGCCACAGGUGGACGUCGAAGUGGCCAGUUCGACUCCAACCAGACACCGGAGACAUCGAUGGUAUUUGGCAGCCCGCCAGAUGGUGACCGCUCCUCAGACAAGAAGGGCACAUUCGACUGGUUUCAUAAGAUGAGACAUGAUCACCGAGAGAGAUCUGACAAGAGGGAGCGAGCUAAGAGCCCUCCUGGCAGUAUGAGUAAUAUGCCUUUGCCGCAGAACUUGACGAAGCCUCGCGAUAGUCUCCCCAUUAGAGACCGAUCUACGGAUGCUCCGAGGUCCACAGGCGAUGAACCCAACGAUGUGACGCCCACCGGAAGCAGCCCUGCUGCGCAGAUUACCUCGUCAGUAACCGACACACGGCAGCAAGCGCCACCAGUGGCAGCGAACCCCCAGCCACAACAGACUGUGGGAGCCACAGCUGGACCCCCACCUGCUACUGCGAAUCCUGUUCCAGUAGCCAUACCUGAGGAAUCAAUCGCGCAAUCCGCGCCUGAUGCUCUUGCUCUCAAGGACUCGGCGACGACGAUCCAGCCAGGCACUCAGCCUGCAACAGAGCCUUCAUCGCCCGCGAUCCAGCAGCCCGUGCCCUUCACUCCAAUCAGCCAGGUGCUGCAAUCCUCUCAAGAGGAACCCAGGACGCCUACAGCUACAUCGCAUCCCGUCCUCCAUGCACCGUCGCCAGCUAUCGCUGAAAUCCUGGCUGCGCCAGCGAGGAGCUUCAGCAGAUCUCCAGAGCGGGCAACUCCAUCACCUUCGAGAUCCCCACCUCCUAAUUCGACCCAUUGAGGUCUUCACUGACGUUCAUGUACAGUAGAGCAUUACGCGCUACUACAGCGCUUUGAUACGCGGAGUUCGGGCUUGUUUCGAUUCUGGAUACCAUGUUUUCAAGAUGACGGCUGCUUGGAUGCCCCAACAAGGGUACUGAGGGCGUUCGGUAUGGGUUAGGAUACACAUCGAUCCUGGGCGAGGGAGUUUGUUUGGAUGGGUUGCAUGUAGUGAAGAGCGAUGAGCGAUAAUCAGUUGGCGCGAAUGUCUCUGACGAUGUAUAGGCGAGGCAGCGGUAGUAAUAAUAAUCUCUUUAAUAUUGUCGAA
Macroventuria anomochaeta is the source of this 3690-nucleotide messenger RNA. Its product is annotated as RhoGAP-domain-containing protein. The record is from RefSeq and is a predicted model, not a curated record. Bases 265 to 3384 code for a protein of 1039 amino acids. Gene Ontology annotation, biological process: regulation of fungal-type cell wall organization; activation of GTPase activity; signal transduction. Lineage: Eukaryota; Fungi; Ascomycota; Dothideomycetes; Pleosporales; Didymellaceae. Gene Ontology annotation, molecular function: GTPase activator activity. Gene Ontology annotation, cellular component: cell cortex. The transcript is spliced from 3 exons.